This is a messenger RNA of Suncus etruscus (white-toothed pygmy shrew), 2127 nucleotides long. RefSeq names its product estrogen related receptor beta (gene ESRRB). Gene Ontology annotation, cellular component: nucleus. Gene Ontology annotation, biological process: regulation of DNA-templated transcription. NCBI's taxonomy places the organism in Eukaryota, Metazoa, Chordata, Mammalia, Eulipotyphla, Soricidae. The record is from RefSeq and is a predicted model, not a curated record. The transcript has 7 exons. Gene Ontology annotation, molecular function: zinc ion binding; sequence-specific DNA binding; nuclear steroid receptor activity. Bases 242 to 1606 code for a protein of 454 amino acids.
GGUGCCCGCGGCUUCCCCAGUCCCCGCUGCCCCGCCGUGGGUGCGUGCGUUGAGUGGGUGCGCGGGGCUGGGCGCGCUCGGUUCGGCUCGGCUCGGCUCAGCUCCCGAUCGGCCCGGCACCGUCGCUUCCCGGCCCGCCUGUGCCCGGUGCCCUGCCCGCACCUCGCCCGUGCCCUUCACUCGCUCUUCGGGCGCGAGUCCCCGCCGCCUGCCUCCGAGUGGGAAUGCUAGAACGGGACUGAUGGACGUUUCGGAACUCUGCAUCCCGGAUCCCCUGGGCUACCACAACCAGCUGCUCAGCAGGAUGUCCGCGGAUGACCGGCACCUGGGGUCCAGCUGUGGUUCUUUCAUCAAGACCGAACCUUCCAGCCCGUCCUCGGGCAUCGACGCUCUCAGCCACCACAGUCCCAGCGGAUCCUCCGACACCAGCGGCGGCUUCGGCUUGGCCCUGGGCACCCACGCUAACGGGCUGGACUCGCCGCCCAUGUUCACGGGCGCUGGGCUGGGGGCCACCCCGUGUCGCAAGGGCUACGAGGACUGUGCCAGCAGCAUCAUGGAGGAUUCGGCCAUCAAGUGCGAGUACAUGCUCAACGCCAUCCCCAAACGGCUCUGUCUGGUGUGCGGGGACAUUGCUUCUGGCUAUCACUACGGCGUGGCCUCCUGCGAGGCCUGCAAGGCUUUCUUCAAACGGACCAUCCAAGGGAACAUAGAGUACAGCUGCCCAGCCACCAAUGAGUGCGAGAUCACCAAACGGAGACGCAAGUCAUGCCAGGCCUGCCGCUUCAUGAAGUGCCUCAAAGUGGGUAUGCUGAAGGAAGGAGUGCGCCUGGACCGUGUGCGUGGUGGCCGCCAGAAGUAUAAGCGCCGGCUGGAUUCUGAGAGCAGCCCCUACCUGAGCCUGCAGAUCUCGCCGCCUACUAAAAAGCCAUUGACCAAGAUUGUGUCCUACCUGCUGGUGGCCGAGCCCGACAAGCUCUAUGCCAUGCCUCCCCCUGGCAUGCCCGAGGGGGACAUCAAGGCCCUGACCACACUGUGUGACCUGGCUGACCGGGAGCUGGUGGUCAUCAUUGGCUGGGCUAAGCACAUUCCUGGCUUCUCCAACCUCUCGCUGGGGGACCAGAUGAGCCUGCUGCAGAGUGCCUGGAUGGAAAUCCUCAUUCUGGGCAUCGUGUAUCGCUCACUGCCCUACGAUGACAAGCUGGUGUAUGCGGAGGACUACAUCAUGGACGAGGAGCACUCACGCCUGGCAGGGCUGCUGGAACUCUACCGCGCCAUCCUGCAGCUGGUGCGCAGGUACAAGAAGCUGAAGGUGGAGAAGGAAGAGUUCGUGACGCUUAAGGCCCUGGCUCUGGCCAAUUCUGAUUCCAUGUACAUCGAGGACCUGGAGGCCGUACAGAAGCUGCAGGACCUGCUGCACGAGGCACUGCAGGACUACGAGCUGAGCCAGCGCCACGAGGAGCCACGGAGGACGGGCAAGCUGCUGCUGACGCUGCCACUGCUGCGGCAAACAGCAGCCAAGGCGGUGCAGCACUUCUACAGCGUCAAACUGCAGGGCAAGGUGCCCAUGCACAAACUCUUCCUGGAGAUGCUCGAGGCCAAGGUCUGAGCCAGCCAGCACCCUCUGAAUAGACACACGGCCAGCCGGCUGCCCGGCGCCGACGCCUCCCAGCCACCAGCCUCGCCCUCAGUCCCUGGCUCUGGCCAUGACAUGUGGAGAAGGCGCUUUCCUGCCUCCUUCCCGUCGUGUGCAGACUCUUGGGUGCAGUGGGCGGGAAACCAGGGAUGGGGUGCAGGGUGCUGGGCUCAUCGAAAUGGCUUUUUCUCUGGGAUGAUUAUCCUUCUCCGUGAGCAGUGCCGCGGGGCCUGGGCCAGGCUGACUCCCCUCAAUAUGGGAGAGCACCAAGGAUUCCCCUUUCCCUCCAGACCACCAGGAUGCAGCAUGUACAUUUCCUUGUUCCCCCCCAUUCUUGCCUCCUUCCCCACCAGCUUCUCCACCCACAACCUGGGUGAGCGCUGUUCUGCUCACGAUCCCAGUAGGCUUGGCUUGGGGUCCCCUAGAGACUUUCCUGCCUUGUAGGAGAUUUGGAGGGGUGGCCCCUCAAUAAACCCUGCACCUUCCAAAGUCCA